Gossypium raimondii (Peruvian cotton) is the source of this 1844-nucleotide messenger RNA. RefSeq lists its product as uncharacterized. Lineage: Eukaryota; Viridiplantae; Streptophyta; Magnoliopsida; Malvales; Malvaceae. The coding region runs from base 211 to 1665 and encodes 484 amino acids. The record is from RefSeq and is a predicted model, not a curated record. The transcript is spliced from 7 exons.
GAAAAGCUUUUCAUAUUUUCACUAUUAUUAAAAAAAAAAAAAAAAACACCAUUGAAGAGGUACCUUUUUCUGCCAAAAAAAAAAGGACCCAGAUUCUCAAACUGGGUUUUUAGCUUUCAUUUUUCCAAUGUAUAAACCUUGAACACUCCUUUCAUCCACAAGAGCUCUCUUUUAUGAUUUUGUUUUUCAUUUCGUGUGUGAAAACUAGCAAUGGGUAAAAAUGUAUCAGCUUUGUGUGUGAUAGCUCCUUUGCUUCUUCUUGGAGCUGUCUCUUCAGCUCCCACUACUUCUUCACCUGCAAGGAUUCUUAAUGGGUUUUUCUCUAAUGCUUUAUCUGCUUCACUGAAAUGGUUAUGGUCACUCAAAACCACUACCAAAACAGCUAUUACUGGGCGUCCAAUGGUGAAAUUUGAAGGUGGAUACACUAUUGAGACUGUGUUCGAUGGAAGUAAACUUGGGAUUGAGCCUCACACUGUUGAGGUUUUGCCUAAUGGGGAGCUUUUGAUUUUGGAUUCUGCUAAUAGCAACCUUUAUAGGAUUUCAGCUUCUUUAUCUUUAUAUACUAGACCACGGCUGGUUGCCGGAUCACCUGAAGGAUACCCUGGACAUGUAGACGGGAAGCCCCGAGACGCAAGGAUGAAUCAUCCAAAAGGGUUAGCCGUAGAUGAUAGAGGGAACAUUUAUAUUUCGGAUACUAUGAAUAUGGCAAUCAGGAAGAUAAGUGAUGCAGGUGUUACAACGAUUGCUGGUGGGAAAUGGAACCGAGGAGGGAGACAUGUGGAUGGACCGAGUGAAGAUGCAAGGUUUUCUGAUGAUUUCGAUGUGGUCUAUGUUGGAAGCAGUUGCUCCCUUCUUGUAAUAGAUAGAGGAAACCGAGCCAUCCGAGAGAUUCAACUACGUUUUGAUGACUGUGCCUAUCAGUAUGGAAGUGGUUUUCCCCUCGGAAUUGCCGUACUUAUCGGUGCCGGAUUCUUUGGUUACAUGCUAGCUCUGCUGCAACAUCGUGUAGGCACCAUUGUAUCAUCCCAGAACCGCUUUUUUUAUACACUCUUGAAGGAUCAGGAUUUGGUUAGAACGGAUGCUACCUUAUCGAGUCCGUAUCAUAAACCCAUGAAAAUGGUCCGACCACCUUUAAUUCCGACCGAAGAAGAACAAGAGAAGCAAGACGAAGGCUUCUUCGGGUCCCUUCGGAAGCUUGUUCACAACGGUGGUGUUUCCGUUUUGGAAAUUUUCAGAAAGAAGUCACCGAGACUGCACCAACAACAACCGAACCAUUCAAUGCCUUGGCCUACACAAGAGAGCUUUGUGAUACCGGAUGAAGAUGAGCCUCCACCAAUUGAUACCCGAGCCCCAACUCCGCGGAAAACAUAUCCUUUCAUGUCCAAAGAUGCAGAAAAGAUCCAUCAGUUGCGUCAAAGCCGAGUCUUCUACAAUGGAUGGGAUGCCGAUCCACAGCAGCAGCAACACCAUCGUUAUCUGUUAUCUGCACCACGUACUUACUAUGAGCAGAGUCAUGAGAAAACCAACGAGAUCAUUUUCGGGGCAGUUCAAGAACGAGACCGGACACGUGAAUCUAAGACCAUAAAAUCCGUCGACAAUGGUAAUAACAGUUACGAUCAUCAAAAUAUUCGCUCCCGAUCGAAUUCUUUCAAUCGUGGCUAUUAAAUAUAUGACAUAGAUAUGUAAGUACCUCAUUGUAAAUGUUGGAACUCAAAAUCCAAACCGGGUUUGGAUAUUAUCUUUUAAGGAUGAUUGCAUAACCCGAGUUAAAACUCCGGGUUCUAUUGUUAUUAUUAUAAUAUUAUUAGAUUCGAACAAUAAUGUUCGGUUCGGUUUUUAUUGAA